This is a messenger RNA of Paramecium tetraurelia, 2439 nucleotides long. RefSeq lists its product as uncharacterized. NCBI's taxonomy places the organism in Eukaryota, Ciliophora, Oligohymenophorea, Peniculida, Parameciidae. The transcript is spliced from 2 exons. The record is from RefSeq and is a predicted model, not a curated record.
AUGUUUAAAAAAGUAAUAAAGUUUCUUUACUCUUAAAAAAUUGAUUUGCAUUCUGAUAUUCUUAGUUUAAAGGAAAUUUAGUCUGCCAUUAAGUCUGUGGUAGAGACUCAUGAGGAGAAUUUUAUUUAGUAAAUCAAAGUAGGGUAAUUUAAUCCUUAAUUGUGGUUGAAAAUCAAGAGACAUUAUAUUGAGCCAAAUGAUGCAAUUAGAAUUAUAAAAGCAUUAGGAGAAUAAGAUUAAGCUUAAAGAAAUUAAUUACUUAAUAAAACAUAAACCACUUAGGAAUUAAUAAAGAAUGACAUUUAUAAUUAUUUUAUUAAAUAUUUUUCAAAGAAGUAUGAAAAAUUGACAUUCAGUUAAAUUGCAAUAGUAUUAGAAUAAUAUGCAUACGUUAAAAGGUUCGAUUAAGAUUUUUUUCGAAUUAUGGAAAAUGAAAUAUAUGAUAGAUUAUCUGAUAAAAAUGAAAUAAUAAAAUAUUAAGAUGUCGAAAAGAUUUUAUGGGCAUAUUAAUAUUGUCAUUAUGGUUCAGCAAUUCUUUAUGGUUAGCUGGCAUCAGUCAUCAAGAUUGCUUAGCAUGAAAUAAAUCCCCUGAAACUCGCUUAUUAUUCAUAUCUGUAUUCUAAAUGUCCAGACAAUCAGAAGGGUGGAUUUGGAAUAUAUGCUGUUACCGAGAAAUAGGUCUAGCAAAGGAUAAGAGAUUAUAAUUUUGCGGAUUUUAUCAAAUUAGCAUAGUAUAUAUUUACACCAAAUAUUUGUUCAAAUGCUUUCUAAUUAGUGAUUGAAGAAUAAUUGGCUGAAUAGUUUCCAUCUAACAAAAAUUUAUUGCCCCAUGACUUAGUUAAACUAUGUAGGGCAACUAUGAAUUAUUAUUUUAAAUAUAAUGAUAGGUCUCUUUAGCAUAAAAUAGAGGGAGCUUGCAUUGAUUUGAUCGACAAAGUUAAUGAUAAAUAGUUCUGUUCAAUCUUCUGGAGUUUCCUCAAAUCAAGAAAAGGAAACGCAGAAUUGUAUAAUAAGUUUUCAGAUUAAUUGAUUAUUAGACAAAAUCUAUUAUCUAUUAGAUAAUUGACUCUAUUGUAUCUAAACGCUUCAAACAAUUCUGAGACUUUUGAUAUAUCAAAAUUAUUAAAUGAAAUUAUAGUAAAGAAACUUAAUGCAGAUUAAUAAUAACAGAUUAAACCGACAUAUUUGGCAUAUAUAACCAUUGCCUCUAUGCAAUCGAAACUGUAAAUACCAAUUUAAUUAACCUCUGAGCAUUUGAAACAGAUAUCCACUCCUUUAAAAGUAGCCAUUUUAUAAACUCUUUAAAUGUCCUUACCUCAUUUGGAUUAAAUUAAAUUAUCCAUUUUACUUAUACAAAAUCUUUAGGAAAUUGAAUUGCCUUAUGAAGAUUAGGUCAUUCUUCAUUAUUGUGAAAAAUACUUUUAUAAAUUCUGCUAGUAAAAGUAGAUUCAGAUAAAGCAAACGAUUCAUAAAUCGUUGUUUCAUUAAGCUUUGUACCUUGAUCCAUAAAAUGAGAAUCUUCACAAUUAAUUAAUAGUUUUAAACUAAUAAUAUAAGGAUGAAAUGAGGUUCUUUUUUAAAUAGGAUAGUUGGGUUGUAAUUGCUUGGUGUUUACUUCAAGAACACUUAUUAACAAAGGAAAGAGUAAUCAAGAAAGAACUAAUACAGGAGGCUUGUAUGGGUAUUAAGGAAUUAGACAUAAAUACAAUUUUUCAUGUUGAUAAAUAUGUAGAGAGCUUAUGGAUGGUUAUUUUGAUUGAGAAACUCAAUUUAGAUGUGGGAAUUGAAAAAAUCUCUUAAUUUAUCAAAGUCUCUCAUUAUGCUUAGACAAGCGUUUUACUCAACAAUUUCAAAGAUUCCUAAUUGCUGGAACUGAAAGAUGUGCUCAAAGAAUCAUUGUAAAAAUAGUGCAAAGACAUAAGCUUAAAGUAGGAGUUCAAUCAGUCUUAUAUAAAUAUGUUUGAUUAAGGAAUAGGGAUGAUGCUUCAUGUUACUCAUUUAAUAAAAACUAAAACUUAAAAUUUAAAAUUUGGCUUAAUAGUCUUGGAUCCUUCAGAUUUUGAAAUUCAAUUGAAUGAAGAAAAAAAUAUUUAAACGAGAUUGGGAGAGCAAGAUUAUAAUUUAUUGAAACAUUUAAGAAGGGAAAGGUAAAUAUAAAGGCUUGUCUAUGAACAACUUUUCGAUUGGAAUGUGGAAUAUAUUUAUCUUGAAGAGUUCUAAAGUUACAGCAGAGAAUAGCAAUUAGAAUAUUUGGGUAAUGUUUUUGGUUUGAAUCCACUUGAAGAGGAGGAUGUAGAAAAGGUCUCAGAGUAGAAAUCAAAGAAGGGGUUAAACUUUUAGGAUAAAUUGAAUUCAUUAAAAUAAUAGAAGAAUAGGAAUAGAUAUGAAAAAACAGAGACUAAUGACUUAAUAGAAAAUGAUCUUAAUUUUGAUUAGUGA